UGCCAAAACACUAACCUGCCGCAGCUCUGACGUCCUGUAAUGUUCAGCUGGAGCAGUGAGGGGUAGAUGAUAUGUCAGAAUGGACCUUCAGCAGCCGUAUCUGAUCGGUGAUUGCCUUAUUCACAUCUUUACAUUCCUGACCGAGGAAGAUUUAAUCAGUGCCUCAAGUGUUUGUAAGGAUUGGCACGAAGCUGCAAAAACGCCUUGGUUAUGGAGGCGGAUGUGUCUGCAGCGCUGGACUUUCUGCAACUUUUCUGUCUUCAGGAGUGAACAGGUGAAUCACUCAUGGAAGAGAUACUUUCUUCGGCGCUGCCACUUAGAGGAUAAGAUGACCAAAGGCCGAUCAGGAGGUUACACCUGCAAGAGCCUCAGAGGGCACACAGGCAGGGUGGUGGGGUUGGUGUACCUGCAGGGGAAUUCAGAUCAGCGUCCUGAUCUCUGGAACAGCAGUGCCACAGUCUGCAGCGCCUCCACUGAUGGUACAGUCCGAUCAUGGAACAUCCAGAAUGGUGACCUCCUGUGGUGCAGUCCUGUACAGAGUCCCUUGACAGCAAUUAUCACUGAUGAGCAACAUGAAGCCGUGAUCACAGCAGACUCCACAGGGCUCAUAAAGAGCUGGCAGGGUCAGACUGGAGAGGAGGUGGCCUCUUUCAAUGCUGCAUCUCCACACUGUACAUUACUGCAGUACAAUAUAAACACCAGUUGGUUUCUGUCUGUUGGAACCAGUCAAGGGUAUGUUUGCACACUUGCAGAUACAGCUUUGACCAUAAAGUCCAGGGUAACGGUGUGCGACACCUUUAAAGUCAACACCCUGCUUGUGUCACCUGACAAGAAAUGGGUCACAGCUGGAACCAAGGACAAUGAUGAUUUAAGCCCAAAGGUAAUUUCCACAGAGAGUCUGACCUCACCGACUGAGGACGAAGAUCCUCUGUGCCAGUCGGUGCCAGUCACUGGGUGCCAGGCUGCUGUCUUCAUACCCACCCAGCCUGCCAGACUGGCCAUCAUCCAUCACAACCAGCGCCCAAACAACAAAGCCCUCACUGUGUUCGAUGUCACCAUAAAAAAGACUAAGUAUAAGUCAGAGAUCCAGGUCCAGCAGGUGGAGUCCUUUCCCCUGACUCUGAACACCAGGUCGUCAGAAUUCCUUCUGGAGGCCAAGGACAGCAACUGCUUAGUGCUGGCAGCUGGCCAGGAGCUAAUGGUCUACUCACUCAAAGGAGCGCUGGUUGCUAGCUUUAAAGACCACACUAGGCCAAUCACUUCUAUAUGUGUGGAUAGCUUUCGUGCCGUGACAGCAUCUCAGGACCUCUCCUUACGAGUAUUAACUUGGAGAAAUGACAGAGACCGCUGUUUGAGUCUGGAGAGCAGAUACCACUUACUGGGAGGCUCUCACACAAUGUCCAGAGGGUUCACCCACGUCAUCAGUGACUACUCCAGCAUUGUGGCCUCUGCAGAAGGGAAUGAUGGGAAAGAUGUCUUAAAGGUGUAUUCUUUCACCUCCUGAGCAUCACUGCUCAACAAAAAGGUGCCUUCAUGAAGUUUGUACAGCCAGAUGGAAGGAGAAACAUUUACUUUUAUUAUAAACUGUUCAUCACAUAAGCUUACAGUACAUUGGGAUAUUCUUUGGUAACAGAAAGAGAAUGAGACAAUUUUUCACACUGUAGUUUUUUGGGGGGUUUUUUGUCUUUGUGUUUCCCUCUAUCUCCUGUGCUCUCCAAGUUCUGCUCUCCUCCUUAUGUAACGUGUGUUAUUAAGCUCACCUGUGUCCAAUUAACAAUCAAGGCCAGAGAACAAAGAGCAGGGGAGAGGGCAGCCAAUGCCAGUGGGCCAUCCGGCUGAGUGCACUUAGUGACGUGCACUAGUGCUUAGUCCGGUGCUUAGGUGUCUUUUUUUUCUGUGCUCUAGUGUUUCUCAUUUGUUUAUAAUUUUGGGAAAUAAUAGUUUAACUGAGUGCUUGAAACAGCCUCUUUUAAAUAAAGGCUUGUUUUUUUUAAGUGAAUAUAUAAUGUUUACCAUUGUUAAUUUCUCUCUCUAUUUUCUCACUCACAGCUGCAAACUUUUUAGUUAACCAUGAAGUAUAUGAAAAGUUUAGUUUCUACUAUCUGAUUAACUGUUGUCUCAGGAGAGUCUUCGUGCUACCCGACACAGUCGAUCAUACGAUCUUGUCACGUUUAGAAAAUGUGUAUUGUUUAGGGGGAAAAAUGCUGCACUCAAUCAGUUUCAGUCCUGACUGGAAGAUAGGACUUUGUCUGUCCACCUCGGUGAUAACUCUUCUGAGAUGGCCCCACUUACUAGAGGUGUCCCUCAGGGUUCUGUUUUGGACUCCAUCCUAUUUUCUUUAAAUAUUCUUUUCCUGGGUCUUUGUUGAAAAAUAUGAUGUCUUGUUCCACUGUUUUGCAGAUGGUGUAAAGGUUUACUUGCCAUUGAAACCCGUGGCCGCCCACUUUGAGGACUAGCCUCCGAACGUGGGGCCCAGGACUUAUAUCUGGGAUAAAAACCGUUCUCGUCAUGAAAAAUAGAGGGUUAUCAAUGUGUUAUAAAGUUUAAUUGUCCUUUUUUGUACCUUUAAUUACUCCUUAAAGCACUUUGGUCAGCCUUGGUUGUUUUUAAAUGUGAUGUAAAAAAUAAAGUAGACUUAGCUUUUA
Labrus mixtus (cuckoo wrasse) is the source of this 2645-nucleotide messenger RNA. It is a transcript of the gene fbxw12, whose product is annotated as F-box and WD repeat domain containing 12. NCBI's taxonomy places the organism in Eukaryota, Metazoa, Chordata, Actinopteri, Labriformes, Labridae. The record is from RefSeq and is a predicted model, not a curated record. Gene Ontology annotation, molecular function: protein binding. The transcript has 11 exons. Bases 80 to 1504 code for a protein of 474 amino acids.